AUGUUGGCAAUUUUCCACAAAGCUUUUGCUCAUCCACCUCAAGAGCUGAAUAGUCCAGCAUCCUACAAAGGUUCCAACAAACCUAAGCUUCCUGAAGAAACUCUCAGACAAUUCCUCUCUCAUCAUCCUCAUAACACUUGUUCUAUGAGUUUCGGUCAAGCUUCUGUUCUUGCUUAUGUCAGACCAGACACCCCUUUUUCCGUUCAUCAAAGGCUGUUUUGUGGGGUUGAUGACAUAUACUGUUUAUUUCUGGGGAGUUUGAACAAUUUGUCACUUCUGAACAAACAAUAUGGUUUAUCCAAAGGUACUGAUGAAGCCAUGUUUGUGAUUGAAGCUUAUAAGACACUUCGUGACCGUGGUCCAUACCCAGCAGAUCAAGUUGUUAAGGAACUUGACGGUAGUUUCGCUUUUGUUGUUUAUGACAGCAAAAUUGGCACUGUCUUUGCCGCACUGGGUUCUGAUGGUGGAGUGAAGUUGUACUGGGGUAUUGCAGCUGAUGGAUCUGUUGUGAUUUCUGAUGAUCUAGAUGUUAUUAAAGAAGGCUGUGCUAAAUCUUUUGCUCCUUUUCCAACGGGGUGUAUGUUUCAUAGUGAAGGAGGGUUGAUGAGUUUUGAGCAUCCAAUGAACAAGUUGAAAGCAAUGCCAAGGAUAGACAGUGAAGGAGUAAUGUGUGGGGCCAACUUUAAGGUUGAUAAAUUCUCAAGAGUCAACAGUAUUCCUAGAGUUGGUAGUCAAUCAAAUUGGAUGGAAUGGGAACAACAUUAG
Messenger RNA from Lathyrus sativus (Indian pea), 765 nucleotides. The record is from the annotation of a GenBank genome assembly. NCBI's taxonomy places the organism in Eukaryota, Viridiplantae, Streptophyta, Magnoliopsida, Fabales, Fabaceae.